CUGGCCGAUCGAACGGUGUAACGACGUGUCUUCGCGCGAACGAGAACAAGCGGUUUCGAGGAAAGAAAAAUCGACGUGAAGUGAAGGGCCGGCCGCCGGCUGCUAAGUGAUUCUUUGUGAUUUGCCGUUUGCCGGUUUGGCAGAACCGACCACCAUCGGUGCCCAGGAUCAUUCGUGCAUCCACGAAGUGACUCGAAAUCAACGGUGAUCUGUGGGAGUGACAAAGGUAGCAGUUAGUGAACAAAAGAAAUUGUUGAAAAAGACGAAAUUCGACCGGGUGCCUAGUGCCGAGAACUCAGCCGCGGAACGAUGUCAACCGACGACCCGUGGAGGUACCGCUCACAGGCUGACCCUUCCCCGGACCGCCAUCCCCAUUUAUCAACAAACGUGCGACACCAACGACAACGACAACGCCGACAGCAGCAGUGGUGGUCAUCGUCGUCGGCCCUCCAAGCCAUGCUGCUACUGGCUGUGUUCGCCCUGACAGCUCUGCUACCCAGCGGCGCGUGUCACCCAAGAAGCGCCCAAGAUGAAGCACUCUACACCGAUGCAUUCGAGGGACCGACGAACAGAUCUUCCGUAUCAUCAUCGUCGUCGUCGUCGUACAGUCGUCCCACCGCGGCGUUACAGAGCAAUCGUGCAGCGCAGCGGCAGCAGCAGCAGCAGCAGCAGCAACCGCAACAUAUGAGGCCACCACCGGCGGUGGUCACGUCGGCAACAGGUAGGGCCACCUCGGUACGCCGUGCCAUUCGACCGUACCGCGUGCACCACGACCGUACGGGGGUUGUUCGUACGGGGCGCAAUACAUUCGGCUACACGGUUACCAAUCCAUCGCUCGUUGGUUCCACUCCGGGAGCUGCGAUACGGCCACAUCGUAGCAAAUCGAACGUUCGACAGCAGGGAAACCAGCGCGUGUACGAGAAUGUGCAGACCGGUACGAUCAUACUGCCGGUCGGCGGUCGAGCAUUUCUGGAACCGGAUCACAACCGUACGAUACCGGUGUCAGCACGGCAGGAUGGAGGGGGUUUCCGUCCCCGCAUGGCUACUAAUGGACGCAAGCGCCCCGGCCGUCCCCAGUUGCAGCAACAGCACGGUGGUGGCCACCACGGUACGAAGCAGCACUUCCCGGCCCAUGGACGACGCCACGGCAUACAGCAUCAGCAAAAGUUUACCGUCAUCGAUGGACUGUGCAUCAAGUGUCCACCGGAGAAGACGGCAAUCGCGCGCAAAGGGCUCGACGGUGUACUGAUCGAGCCACCGUUGCUGACCACGUGCCGCGAUCGCCCCAUCUCGAAGGAUCUGUACGAGCUGGAGACACUGUUCGGUCCGAAGCUAAACUUUGUGCUGCCCCAUUCCAAUGGUGUUCCGUUUAGCUUUCUGGCCAAAGUGAUUAGCAAGCAUACGGGGGCGGCCGUACAGACGUGUGAGAUGCGGUACACCGUGGUCGUGAAGCAGUGCCGUCGCUACAAACCGAAAAACCGCGAUCUGAAGGCGAUCUGCAAUCUCGGUAACAUUUGGGGCUCUCGGUGUACGUUCCAUUGCCGCAACGGUGGCUACCUGAGCCAACCGAACUCGUUCGUGGAGUGCAGCGAGGACGAAAUCUGGGAAGGCGAAGAACCGUACUGCACGUUCAAUGAUGUAUCGGAUGAUUAUGCCGCGGAUGCGAGUGAUGGACAUACCCUGUCCGGGACUGACUGUCAGCUCGAUAUUCCACCGGCGAAUGGAAGGUUUGCGUGCGAUCUGAAGGACACCGACAACGGUGACGAUGCCGAGCUAACGAUCCCGAAUGGAACCGCGUGUCAGGUGAAGUGCGACGAGGGCCAUGACAUCCCGGAGCAUCUUCAGCCGGCCGCCUUCUUCGGUUGCGUGGAUGGCCAGUGGAACAACACGAUGCGCCCGUUCUGCUACAAAUCAUCGACGAUCAACGUCGGCGGAAACAACCAGCGCCGUCGCGGAUACGGUUAAGAACGAAUCUCGUGCUACUGGAUGGCACUAGGAUUAGGGCUCUUAUUAGUGUUAGUGUGUGUGCCGCUGGUUUGUUUCAUAGAAGCAUCCUGCAAAAAUCGAAGCGACUAUAGAUUAGGGGAAAGUCCGAGAUAGCGGUGUGAAAUGGUGUGAAAGGCGGUACGUUAGGAAUGUAUUAGCUUAAAUUACCUCUUGGCGGUAGAAGAACUCGGUCGAAGGAUCGUUAAUGGACGUGAGUGUGAAGGAAUGUGUGUGCCUUACCAGACGGCAGGUUUAAACCGGCUCGUUGCCAUACCUUUAUGGAAAACACACUCUCACAAUGUACUUAAACUUGAUCGCCCAUGAUGAUUCCCCUCAAGUAGGUGCGAGUAUGCUUAUCACUGUGCUUAUUAAAAUGAAACGCGGCUUCGGCAGGAUCUUCAAAAAGAGAUUUAAAGCCAUGUAUUGCGCUGCUCGAGGUUCAGACUCGGGGUUCAGUCAAAGAACAGUAAAAGAGUGUAUAGGCAAUUAAGGGGAGGAAGGGCAGUUAAAUAUGAAUCCUUAUUGUAACUCAAAAUUGCUGUGCCAAAAACGAGGAAAGCAUCAUUACUGUUCCUUAUUACUUACUGCUCAUUCGAAUCUAUGUUUUCUUGUGUUUUGGCCGUUUUUUGCAGCUUUUUUCGAACUUAACAAUCUAGGUGUGGUGAGCAGACUGUAUAGUUCCCCCUCCUGAGGCAGUCCGGCACGGGGUGAACGGUGACUGUGAAUGCGCAGCGUGGCGCAACGUUAGCUCAUGCUGAAUACGCUCUAAACGCUGUUACUUGUAAUGCAAAGAAAGAAAAAAAUAAUAAGAAAAUACAUUGGAUAACAAGAUGUUUAACAAACAAUGCCCAUCUUUUAAUUAUUUCUUAACAGUUAAAACCUCUCGAUCGUCCUCUCAUAGAAGUGAACUCUGCACCUUUAUCUGAGAAUCGGAUUUCAAUGUUGAUAAUAGAA
Messenger RNA from Anopheles darlingi, 2940 nucleotides. RefSeq lists its product as uncharacterized. Bases 310 to 1965 code for a protein of 551 amino acids. The record is from RefSeq and is a predicted model, not a curated record. NCBI's taxonomy places the organism in Eukaryota, Metazoa, Arthropoda, Insecta, Diptera, Culicidae. The transcript has 7 exons.